AUGAGUGCCUUCGGUAACAGUGGUGGAGGUUCUUUCAGCUUCGGCAACAAUUCAUCGUCUGCAUUUGGAGCGGCUGCCAACGCUGGCUCUAACAAUACUGGUGGAAGCUCGGCCUUUUCUUUUGGGGCCAAUCAGAAUGCAUCCACACCAUUUGGUGGAGCUGCAACGAACAACUCGGCAAACAAUGGUGGUGCUAACAACACUGCGUCCCCAUUCGGAAUGAACGCAAACCAGAAUAAGCCAUUGUUUGGUGGAGCAACAGCUGGCCAGUCUAGUAGCCCAUUUGGUGCAGCAAGCAACAAUACUGGUGCAACCCCAGGACAGACAAAUAACACAAGUGCUUCACAAGGCCUAUUUGGAAGUAACUCGAACAACGUCUCACAGAAACCUGCCUUUGGAUUUGGCGCAUCAAACACACAAGCUACACCCAGUUUCGGUGGCUUCGGCUCAGCACAAAAUGGUAGUUCAAAUAAUACUACUGGUGCUAGUGCUUUUGGGGCUGCUACUUCAAAUACACAAAACACAACACCAGCAGCUACUAACACGGGGAGUGCAAUCGGAUCAACACCAGCAUUCGGUUUCAAUAGUGCCAACAAUAAUAACAACAACGCACAAAAUAAUAAGCCAGCCUUCUCCUUUGGAUCAACACAACCACAAUCCAAUAAUACGCUAGGCACAGCAGCAGGUACAAACUCCAACCCAGGCAGCUCAGGCAAACCUGCAUUCUCCUUUGGCGCUUCCAAUACAACCAGUACUACCGGAACAGCAGGUGCGGUCGGUAAUACCUCUAAUACUCCUGUACCUCCCUCAGGAAGCACUCCAAAACCAGCAUUUGGAACUAGUGCAUCUACUACACCAGCUCCAGGCGCUGGCUCUUUUUCAUUCGGUUCUUCAAUUGGCACAGAUGCUAACAAAACAGAUGCAGCAAAGCCAUCUCUGUUUGGCGGCUUGAACAAACCUGCGGAUGCUGCAUCGAAACCAACCCUUUCAUUUGGUAGCACUGCUCCUUCAUCAAAUACUACAAAUGACAAACCUGCUAGUGACGCAAAACCUGCCUUUUCUUUUGGCAAUAGUAGCACCACAAAUAACGGCCCUUCUCUAUUUUCACAAGCAAAACCAGCUGAUGAAGAAAAAAAGACAACCCCAGCUUUGAACUUUGGAUCAGCUAGCCAGUCAGGUGAAAAGACAGAAGAAAAGAAACCUGCUUUUUCCUUUGGUGCUGCAGCAACAGGCUCGACAACUCAAUCUAAACCAUCACUGUCUUUUGGAAGUACAACAAAAGAAGAAAACAAAUCCAGCUCUACACCAGCUUUCUCUUUUGGUUCCAAACCAGCAAAUGACGACAAGAAAGAUACUCCAGAAACUUCUAAUAAGCCAGAGGCAUCGAAGCCAAGCUUUUCUUUAAAUCUAAGUGCAGGUACCUCUGAAAAGAAGGAUGAAAAUUCAACUAAGCCUUUUUCAUUUGGAACCAAAACUGCUGAAAAAGAUGAAACGAAGACAGAUAAACCUGCCUUUUCUUUUGGAAAGACAACUACAGAUACUAACGAGUCCAAACCCGCCCUUUCGUUUGGAGGCAAGAAUGAGAACUCGGAUAAAAAAUCGACACUAACGUUUGGCUCUCAAUCGGAGAAGAAGGAAGAUUCAGGUGCUAAACCAGCUUUCUCCUUUGGAUCUAAAUCUGAUAAGAAAGAUGAACCUCCAAAGCCAGCAUUUUCUCUCGGUACUAAGACUGAUAAAACUGAAAUUUCUGAAAGUAAACCUGGUUUCUCCUUUGGCGCUAAAACAGACAAACCAUCAACUACUACAGACGUUAACAAAACUGAAACGCCGAAAGCUGGAUUUUCUUUGAAGUCGGAUAGUAAAGCGGAUGACAAAUCAAAAAACUUCAGUUUUGGCACAUCUAAGGAUGGCAAAAAUACUUCUGAGACCGACAAGACUGAAUCUGCAAAAUCAAAUUUAGGAACAGAGGCAUCUAGUCAACAGAAACUCGAGUCCAAACCAGUGGAAGUAAAACCUGUAUCACUUGAUAAUAAAACACUUGAUGACCUGGUGACCAAAUGGACAAACCAACUCUCAUCCGCUUCGAAGCACUUUGAUCAAUAUUCCAAGAGAAUUACGGAUUGGGAUCGUAUUCUUGUAGAUGGAGGGAAACAAAUUAGCCAACUAUACACUGAAGCAGUUAAUGCAGAACAAGCACAAAACAAAAUAGAUCAAUCUUUACAAUAUAUCGAAAGGCAGCAGGAAGAACUUGAGACAUUCCUGGAUAAUUAUGAAAGUAGAACAGAAGCACUUCUUUCUGAUAUUCUACCAUCUAAUUCGGGUGUGCCAGGCAAUAAUAAUGAUCAAAAACGUCUACAAGCUUACAAGACUGCCGAAUCAUUGGAUGAAAAUCUAAAUGCUCUUUCGGCUAACUUAAGCUCUUUAAUCGAUGAAGUAAAUGAUGUCAGCAACACAUUUAACAACGUAACUAGCAUAAACCUGAACAACAAAGACGAAAGUGCCCAGCUAAUCAAAUUGCUGAAUGUUCACCUAGAUGCUUUGAAGUCUUUGGAUAAUAACGCUCUUCUAUUGGAGAAUAAGAUCGAUUCAAUCCAAAAAUAA
This is a messenger RNA of Nakaseomyces glabratus, 2601 nucleotides long. RefSeq names its product FG-nucleoporin NSP1 (gene NSP1). Gene Ontology annotation, cellular component: nuclear pore; nuclear pore central transport channel. Gene Ontology annotation, biological process: RNA export from nucleus; protein import into nucleus. The record is from RefSeq and is a predicted model, not a curated record. Gene Ontology annotation, molecular function: phospholipid binding; structural constituent of nuclear pore. NCBI's taxonomy places the organism in Eukaryota, Fungi, Ascomycota, Saccharomycetes, Saccharomycetales, Saccharomycetaceae.